AUGAUUUAUCGCAACCGCAUUGCAGACUUAACAACGGAACUAAUACCAGCGGCCACCGUUGCCGAUAAUAAUAAUGAUCAUUCCGAUGAACAACACCACCACUAUUAUACGGCAACAACAACGGGCCCGCAUCACCAGCAACAUUUUAUACAUAAUGAUUACACACCAUCUGAUAUUUCGCAGCAGAUGCUGAUGAAUGCACGAAAUGCAACAACAUUGGCUGAAAAAUUGCCCGGAUUACAGGGACAAGGUUGUCAAUUCAUCAGUACUACUGGAACUAAUCACAACGAUGGGACAGGAUCUUAUGUGAUAGUGAAUCAACAGUCUAUUGGUACUUGUGAUUAUCUGGACAGCAGUUUAAGCAGUAAUAGGAGCAGUAUCGAUAACGUGAUACCAUGCUCGAAAGCUACAAGUUCAUUGGUAACUAGCCCAAAACAGCAUGAGCCACAACGUGUAACCUGUGUAUUCAGUGGUGUUACUACUAAUGUAAUGAACAGAGAUAUUAAUGAGGAUGGAGCAAGACUACAGCGGUUUUACACCAGCUCACGGAAUGUCACUUCACAAGGUACAUUAGGAGCGAGUGAUCCGGUAAUAACGGGUCAGCGAACUUAUUUGCUUGGCAGUACCAGUAACAAUAGAAGCAGUAGCAAUGGCAGUGGGAGGCAAAUGGAUACAAUGAAUAUGCCAAAAAAUUAUGGUAUCUCCUCAGGAAAUAACUAUCAACCGCAGCACCAUUAUGUUCCUAUUCGAUCAUCAUUCAGAUCGCCAGGUACAACUGAACGAAAGUCAAAUCGUUCAUCGUCCAAAAAGGAACCAAUGGAUCCAAAAAAUGUUGAAGAAGAAGUAGCUAGAAAUGUUUCACAGAUUCUGAGUGCAUCACUGAAUCAGAAGUUAUCGUCAUCAGGUUUUGCAUCAACGGGUGGAUCGAGUGCAAAUGGGCAGUUGUCCAGCAGUAAUUCUAGUACGUCAGCUCCUUCAACAGCAAAAAAAUCAUUUACUUGCGUUGAUUGCCAUAAAACUGUGAGCACUUCUCGCAAUUUACAACGUCAUCGGAUGUCCUGCAAAUUGGCGCAGGCAUCGUCAAACCCUGGGAAAUCGAUGACAACUGGCGCUGGACAACUUCAGGCAACUGUUAUCACCAUGCCUUUAAAUUCCACACAGAUUAAUGGAUUGUCAAAUGCAUAUUCGGCUGGUCAAAGGAGCGUAGGUAGUGCAGCGAAUUCCAUCUCGUCAUCGGGAAUAAUACCACCAACGUCGAAUGUUCCCAUAUCCUAUAAUAAUAAUUUAACUACAUCAGUUACUGAUACCGUUGAUGUAUCAUCAGUCAACAAUCAACGAGCCACACAAAUUUAUAACACUCCAUCAGAGAUAACUGCUUCUGAUGAAAGGUUGAGACCGGUAUGUGAAGAUUCAUAUCUGGACAAAGCAGUAGCAGAGAUGACACGAAACGGUGAUUUGAAUACAUUGACUGCUGGAAGAUUGGCUUCAAGCUUGUUGGAUGAAGACGAUCAUACUUUUUCAACGAUAUCCUUGCCAUCAGGUACAGCUGCAACGGAUGAUUCUCAUCCGUUUCAGUCGCCUGUCCAAACAUCUUCGAACAGUGAACCAUUUAAUCUCUCUAUCUAUACACAACAGUCAGCGCAAAUCAAAAGACCGGGCGCUUCUAUGCAAUUAUACCGAUGCGAGUCAUGCAACAAAACGGUUAGUUCGAGCAGAAGUUUAAAGAGACAUCGUAGCACUUGCAAACAGUUCCAGCUUGAAUAUGGACAAUUGAAACAAAAGUCAGCUGAUAAUAUAAGUCCCACAGCAGAUUCUAGAAGUGAAUCAUUUCUGCUCAAUUCAUCGGUAACUGGAUUACCACCUGUACAGGAACAGCUAUUGCUGCAGCGACAGUCUCUUGCCUGUGUUGUUACCGAAUUACCUGCCGUUAGUGGUGUUGUUUCGUCCACUUCCUGUAGUGCGCCGAUUCAGUCAGAAGUUCAGGUCACUAGUAUGGAAAGUGGUGUAGUUCAGAAUCGAACAAAUAGUAAUGGUACAGUAACGGUUGGCACAUCGAUCAGUAUAAAUGUUUGUGAGGACUGUAAUCGAAUUUUGUGUAGUGCGUCGAAUCUGAAACGUCAUCGCGCAACUUGCAAAGCGGCUUCCAUGUUCAAACUUGGGAACGCCAAACUUCAAGAUCGACAUUUAGCCCCUGUUCUUGCUACUUCACUGAGCACUAUAGUGGAACAACCGUUCAACAAGGAACAUCCAUAUGAGAACAAUCAAGUUGAUGACCAUGAACGUUCAAUGCUUGAUCGUUCAUGUGCCACAUCGCUUGGUGCAACGAAAGAAGCAAUGCAACAAAAUGUUCUUAUAACUGCAGCAACCAUCGAUGCUGCCACAUAUUCCAAUGCAACCCCUAAUACAGCACAUCAAAGAUCGAGUAGUGAUGCAUCAGUUACUUAUAUCACAUAUGAUACUGCUAAUGUAGCGUCAGUACAACAACACCAACAGCAGAUAACAGCAGGAGUGCAGCCAGCUUCGCAGCUGGAAUCGUUGAAAGUUGGAGCUGCUAAGGCUAAGCCAUGGAUAACUGUUGGUGAACAUUUGCGAGCACGACAUAAUCAACGUGUCAUCCAGCAGCGACAACAACAGCAACAACAGCAACAACAACAACAGCAAAUAAUAGAAAUGCAGCGACAGCGUGAAUCAGCUACAUCUUAUGUACCGGAAACAUUGGGUACUUAUGCGCAAGCAGUAACAGUGCCGAUUUCUUAUGCUGAAGACACUAUUUCAGCCCGAUUAAGGCAGCAACUUCCGAGCUCUGUGUUGACGUACAAUGAGAAUAGUGUCGAUAGUGAUGACCAGUCUUCCAAUCAGUUAAACUUGAAGCAUAAUGCUGCAAGACAGCCGUCUUAUUAUACAACAAGGGUGCAUUAUGAUGGUGGCAGUGGCAUUAUCACUUGUGAUAUUUACGAUCAACAACAAGGAAGAAAUAGUUUCAAAAUGGAAGAACCGUCACUGAGUCCGCAAGAUACAUCUGCACGUUCCUCAGCUUCACCAAUUCUAACAACUUCCACUACUCCAGCAAAUUAUUCCGAUACGACACAAGCACAGUUACCAAAAAAUGAGAAAUGUGAAGCGCGGCCAUUAGCAAGUAUUAUCACCACUGCACCACUCUCCACGUCAUGCUCUGCAACUGAUUCAAGUAAAUCCCAACAGCAGCAGAGCACAAACUCUGCAGUGUUCACUACACCUGUGGUAUGUGGCACCGUGCAACCGCAACAAACACCUCCAUCAGCUUCAUCAACAGCACCUUAUCGGAACAGUGAAAAUAUGUCAUCUGCUGCAACUGAUAAUUAUCGUUAUGAAUGCCCUGAAUGCCAGAAAACCUCGAAUUUUGAAGAUGCGAUUAGUCAAUCGAUUGAUCGAUCGGACAGUUGCUCGGUUGAGCGUGUUAGACGGGUUGUUGCCCAAUCUGUUUAUUCGUGUCGAAAAAACGUAAAAAGACAUCGUAUGGCGGUCCAUAAAUUAACACCUGAAGAAGUGGCCAAGAUUGAGCCUGUAAGAGUACUACUUACAACUGAUAGUGAACAUAAGCAGCGACAGUUCCAACACCAACGACAACGACAGUUGCGGUUACUUCAAACUACUGAAUUAAAGAGUCUCAAAAGUUCGAAACUGUCAAAUGAAAAAUCAGAUAUGCAGCAGCAACAACAGCAUUCUUCUGACUUUGGAAAUUGUGCAGCUCAGUUAGUGCCAAAUGUUAUGCUGUCACAGCAACUGCAUCUUCAACUAGAACAGCAGCAGCAGCAGCAGCUUCAUCAGCGUCAACUGCAACCGCAAUUGCAGCUUCAGCAGACACAACUUCAGGAACAGCAACAAAUAUCAGGAUCUGAUCAUUGUAAAGGUCCUGCAGUAGUAACAUCAGUAACAUCUGUAAGCACCAGUUGGACAUCUUGCAUUACAUCUAUGUCACUACCAACACCGCAAAAUAUUGGUGAAUAUCGGUUGAGCGAAGAAGAAGGUGCACAGCUGGCUGAAAUUGAAGAGGAUCUAAAGCGAUCUGCAGAAUACAAAUUGACCGAAGCAGACAGUGAAUCAGAUAACAGAAGACCAGUAGCUGAAUUAGCAGAAGCUGAUACAACUUUUCAUGAAGAAUAUGAAGAUAGCACUGGGCGAUUACAUCCAUCACAUCCACCAUCGCUGUCAUCGAAUGGCGGAGUUGUUUCACCUCCGUCAAAUCCUGCUUCAAACAGUUCCGUUUCAUCAAAUUAUCCUAUCACGAGUCCUGUGGCUUCUCAGAUAUCUUCAGUUAUAUCGGAAAGUAGUGGUUUUGCGGCACAAUUACCACCCAUUAAAGCACCAAUUCCUAUGUCACCAUCGAACUCUUCGCAGCAGAUGGCGAUGAUACAAAAUCGGAGAAUGUACCAUCAAACACAACCGCGCAUUUCAUCAAAUGAGGGUCAAACGCUAAAUCCAGUAAAUCCAGUAUCGAUUGAUGGUACUGCUGUAUUCACAAAACCAGCAAACAUUGUUCGUUGGCAAUAUCCUCCAUCUACAAAGUCUCCCUCAGUACGAAAUUAUUUUCACUCAUCAGUGAAGCAAAAACAACAUAUUUGUGUUGAUUGUAAUAGGGCGCUUUCAUCCGAUUAUUCGCUUAAACGACAUCGUUCGACGUGUGUUGAAGCGAAGGCUGCAGCUGCAGCAAAAGCAAUGGAUACCACUAUUUCUGCUGCUGACAUGCGCAAUAAUGAGUGCAUAAAAACACUGCCAGAGCAUUAUAGUGACUCCGGCAGUUCAAGAUCUUCUACUUCUGUGCUUUCGAACGAACCAACAAUGAAAGAACCUUCGUGUAUAAACGCAUCAUCUUACGGACCGAGCGAUUCAGACCUACGAGUGUCACAGCAGCUUACGCCAGUAUCUGCAAGGAAUACCGAUAUAACAUUGCCUCAGACAUAUUCUUCCUAUGACGAAGAUGCAGAUAAUGGUGUGCUGUGUCGUGUUUGUGAUUGUUGGUUACCUGGACAACGAGAAUUUGAUCGCCAUUGUGAUGAAUUGCAUCCAGUUGCUGCUGAUCCAGAUAGUACAACCGUACCCCAAACGUUUGAACAGACAUCGUUACCAUCCGGAUCAAUAAUGUUGAGCACAGCGAUUUCACCGGAAGUGAAUUUAAAUCCCUCUGGUCCAUAUUCUGUUGCUACUAUAAGCCGAAAGCGAGUAUCUUCGGAUCCCCUUGAAUCCGGGAGCUAUUUUAGCACUAAAAGCGGUCGGCAUUUAUGUCAGACAUGUGGGAAAUAUUAUUCAUCAGAAUGGAAUUUGGAAAGGCAUCGGCGAGAAAGUUGUCCGUUGCAUAUGAAGCGAUUAAAAAGUAUUGCUGAUGAUAGGACAAGGUUGGCAAAACUGGAACCAGUGGACUUGUUACAGUUUCAGACAACUGUAAAUACCAGAUGGGUGGAUGACUGCGCUUUAAUUGUCGGUGAAUCUCGAAUCGGUGUUCCAAGAACGAUGCUUUCAAGAGCUUCAACAUACUUCUCAUCUUUAUUUCAAUAUUAUGAAAGUCACAGCGAUGUUCCAUUGCCGGUCCCUGUUGAUCCCAUCGCAUUUCACCAAGCUAUAGAAGCAUUUAAGGGUCGAUUACAACUUGAUGGCAAAAAUAUCGACUGUAUAUUAUUUAUGGCAGAUAAGUUCAAAAUUAAACCUCUUUAUGAUCGAUGCGAACAUUUUAUCGCCGAGAAAUUGCCUUCAUCAUCAGUGAUGCAUGCGAUCCGGCUAGCGGAACAGUAUCGGAUGAGUGAAAUAAAACAAGCGCUAUUCGAUUCGAUUUCUAUAGAUGUAUUUCGUAGUCUCGCAGCUGAUGAAGAUUAUCGGCAGAUGGGUGCAGAACUGAAAGCUGAACUUUUGGAAAAGUGGGGUACUUUCUUAUAA
Molecule: messenger RNA, 5907 nt
Organism: Cercopithifilaria johnstoni
Lineage: Eukaryota; Metazoa; Nematoda; Chromadorea; Rhabditida; Onchocercidae
Source: the annotation of a GenBank genome assembly